UUUGUUAUAGUGUUAUUUGGACUUUAUAUUUUUGAACCCUUGGCAUCACCCCCUCACAACAAAACAAUAUUUUAUGUGGAUUACUUAAAUUAUGGAAUAGGGUGCAUGCAGGCUUUGCUUUAUUCACCUCUUGAACACUAAAAAUAACCCCAAGAGAGCUAUCUGUAUUUAGCAUGACUCAUUAUCUGUCAGUAAUGUACCAUAUUGUAGUGAACAGAGCAAAACAAUUCUCUCUUCCCACCUACCCACAGGUCUCUAGGUAAUAUAUGGGUUCUUUUGUAACUUCCUUUGCUUCAUUUCUUUUAUGAUGACUCGCAGUAUGGAACCACUGGCAAAGAAGAUCUUUAAAGGAGUUUUAGUAGCUGAAGUUAUGGGCCUUCUUGGAGCAUAUUUUGUGUUUACUAAGAUGAACACAAGCCAAGAUUUCAGGCAAACAAUGAGCAAGAAAUUUCCCUUCAUCUUGGAAGCAUGUACAACGCCCUCAAUCCACAAUCGCAUUGAACAGUCUGGAAUGUUAUGGAAUCGAAAUCACCAAGAUCAGAACAUGGUUGAACAGCCAAAAUUGAGACCGUUCUUUGUUCUGUGUACGCCAGUCAUCACCGUUCAACCUCCCUCAUUUUAA
Microcebus murinus (gray mouse lemur) is the source of this 622-nucleotide messenger RNA. NCBI's taxonomy places the organism in Eukaryota, Metazoa, Chordata, Mammalia, Primates, Cheirogaleidae. The record is from RefSeq and is a predicted model, not a curated record.